Knipowitschia caucasica is the source of this 3870-nucleotide messenger RNA. The record is from the annotation of a GenBank genome assembly. NCBI's taxonomy places the organism in Eukaryota, Metazoa, Chordata, Actinopteri, Gobiiformes, Gobiidae.
AUGAAAAUUCUUUUGUAUCGUCUUCAGGGUGAGAAGGGAGACCGUGGAGAUAAGGGAGAGAGAGGCAGAGACGGCGUGGACGGACGCAAGGGGGAGCCAGGUCGUGACGGGUUAGCUGGGAGAGACGGGAUCAGGGGUCCGGAGGGUCGACCCGGUCCCCCUGGCCCCAGCGGACCCAUUGAUCCCUCUGCACGACUCAAGGGGGAGAAGGGGGAGAGGGGAUUUCCUGGGAUCGAUGGAAGCUCUGGGUUACCGGGGCGACCAGGCUCUCCAGGAAGUGCAGGUGUCCCGGGCUCGCAGGGGCUUCCAGGUGUCAGAGGAGCUCCCGGAGAAUCUGGUUUGCCUGGAGCUGUCGGGUCAAAGGGAGACAAAGGAGAACGGGGAGAACCGGGAUCUGCGGUGUCUGGAGGAGGUUUACCAGGAAGGAAAGGAGAACCAGGCCUCCCGGGAAUAUCAGGAACUCCUGGUCGACCUGGGGUUGCAGGUGACAAAGGAACGGCUGGGUCUCCGGGCACUCCGGGGCAGGAUGGUCGGCCUGGAUUAGCAGGUACACCCGGAAUCUCCAUCAAGGGGGAGAAGGGCAGCGCCGGAGAAAGGGGACCUCCAGGAGUCGGCAGUGGGUCGGCCGUCAAGGGCGACAAGGGCUCCCCAGGUAGCUCAGGACUUCCAGGACCCGCAGGCUCAAAGGGGCAGGCCGGAUCACCAGGCUCCAAGGGUGACAAGGGGGAGGCGGGAGCCGGUCUGCCUGGACCUGCAGGACGACAAGGAGAGCCAGGGGACAGAGGUCCCCGUGGUCCACAAGGGCCGAUUGGCAGUAAGGGAGACCGCGGUCAGCCUGGAGAGCCUGGAUCAGAGGGGGACAGGGGUGAGCGAGGACCAGCUGGAGAGACUGGUGAUAAAGGGCCUCCGGGCAAACCAGGCCCAGCCGGGAUCCAGGGGUUAAGAGGUUUACCGGGACCCAGCGGAGCGGCCGGAGAAAAGGGGAACGACGGCACGCCCGGGGAGCCAGGCCGAGGCAUUCAAGGUUUGCUUGGAAAGAAAGGAGAACAGGGGACUCGGGGGUUGCCUGGUCUGGAUGGGGUGAAGGGAGAGCAAGGAGAGCCAGGAUUAAAAGGACCUCCGGGACUCGCCGGAAAACCGGGAGAAAAGGGGGAGAGGGGGGAGAAAGGCGAGGAUGGCGUCCCGGGCCUUUCCGGAGCGCCGGGACGACCAGGGGAGAAGGGCGAUGGCGGGGAUCCAGGGGAGCAGGGUCAAAAUGGCAGUCCAGGAGUCGCGGGGCCCAGAGGAGAGAGAGGAGAGCAGGGACCUGCAGGACCCGCCGGACCACCGGGGAAAGUGGCUGACGUCCAGGGAGCACUGAAAGGAGAACCCGGAGAGAAGGGCGACGCUGGAGACCCGGGCGAGCACGGAGGCAAAGGCCAGAAAGGAGAAGUGGGACCCCCGGGGCCCGCUGGUCUCAGAGGACCUGAGGGACAGAGGGGGCUUCCCGGAGCGAGAGGUGAUGCAGGAGAAAGAGGAUCCUCAGGAGACAAGGGAGACAGAGGGGCCUCCGGGCUGGACGGUCGGCCUGGUCUGGACGGGAAACUCGGAGCCCCAGGAGCUCCAGGACUGAGGGGAGAUCCGGGGAAACAAGGGGAUCCUGGCCGAGAUGGCUUACCAGGACUGCGUGGGGAGCCUGGACUCACUGGCCCCGCUGGUCCUACUGGUUUGGCCGGAACACCUGGGAAAGCUGGUGAAGAUGGAAAACCAGGUCUCCCAGGAAAACCGGGUGAAGACGGUGAACCGGGAGAAGAUGGAAGAAAGGGCGACAAAGGAGAAGCUGGAGCGGCUGGACGAGAUGGUCGAGAUGGGCUGAAAGGAGACCGUGGCCUGGGUGGACCCUCUGGACCCCCAGGACCUCCAGGGCCUGCAGGGGCGGCUGGAGCUGUGGGGCCUCCCGGACAGGUCGUCUAUGAGAAAGGGACUGUAACUGCUCCGAUCCCGGGUCCUCAGGGGCCUCCAGGAACCCCAGGGGUGCCGGGGAUCCCAGGAGCGGCAGGGCAGCGCGGGGAGCGAGGACCCAUCGGAGCGAAAGGUGAAGCUGGCGACCCGGGAGAAGACGGAGCGCCGGGAAAACCAGGCUCUGCAGUGGACGUACAGAAAGCUCUGGCAGGUCUCGGGAUUCGGGUGUCGGAUCUGAAGGUGGUGGUGGAUCUCCAAACCUCUCGCCCCCCUGAAGUGAAGCCUCAACGAGGGGAGAAAGGAGACAGAGGAGAGCCAGGAGUGAGGGGGCCGGCCGGGGAAGACGGCGCUCGCGGCACCCCUGGGGACAGAGGCGCUAAAGGGGAGCAGGGGGAGCGAGGACCGGCUGGAGCCACAGGAGCCACAGGCAGAGCCAUUGGGGAGCGUGGACCUGAAGGACCAACAGGACCCGCCGGGGAACCAGGAAAACCCGGUAUCCCUGGAGUCCCAGGACGGGCCGGAGAGCUGGGGGAAGCUGGGAGACCGGGGGAAAAGGGCGACAAAGGCGACAAAGGGGAGCGAGGUGAAGCGGGAAAAGGUGGGUUAACUGGACCAGCUGGCCCUCCUGGUCAAAAGGGGGCUUCUGCUGAGGCUGUUGUGGCCGGGGCCCCAGGUUUGAGAGGUCCUCCAGGUGCGGUGGGACUGAAGGGAGAGGCGGGGUCAGUGGGACUGCCAGGACCCAAAGGGGACCAGGGUUUUGCCGGAACUCCAGGAAACAAAGGCGACCGAGGAGAAGCGGGAGAGCGAGGACGUGACGGAGCACAGGGAAUCCCAGGAGAUCCAGGUAAACCGGGCCAGGAAGGGAAACCGGGCCUGCCUGGGUUCCCUGGAGUGCUGGGCAGACCGGGAAACCCCGGAGAAACAGGCAUCAGGGGCCCGACCGGUCCUAUGGGUCCCAACGGUCCUCCUGGAGCGCCAGGUGUGAAGGGGACUCAGGGAGAGCCGGGUGUGGGCGUCAAGGGGCCCCCCGGCGCCCAGGGGAGCACGGGUCUGCCGGGACCUGCCGGACCUCCUGGAGCUGUGGGUCCACAGGGGCCGCCGGGACUGUCUGGGCAGGUGGGUGAAGCCGGUAAACCAGGGGUGCCAGGUCGAGACGGCGUCCCGGGUAAAGAAGGGAUCCCAGGGCUUCCUGGAAAACAGGGCAUCCCAGGACCUCCAGGGCUGGCAGGUCUGAAGGGAGAGCAGGGAGACAGCGGUCCCCCAGGAAAGGCUGUCGCUGGACCCGCGGGACCCAAGGGAGAGCGGGGUCCGGCCGGUCAGACUCUGGCCGGUCCAAGAGGAGACGCAGGGUCACCUGGAGAAAAGGGUGAUAGAGGAGACAGAGGAGCCCCCGGCGGAAAAGGGGAACGAGGUGUGGUGGGAGAACCUGGAGAAGCCGGGGAGGCUGGAGCGCAAGGUUCUCCGGGGCCCAAAGGAGAUAAGGGAGAGAAAGGCUUAGGACUCGCUGGCCCACCUGGACGCAUCGGGCCUCCAGGCUUAAAAGGAGAUCCAGGUCUCCCCGGUCCGGCUGGUCCCCCAGGUCUUCAGGGGAAAUCCGGAGAUAACGGCGUUCCAGGAGUCAGAGGAGAGAACGGAGCUCCAGGACCUCCGGGACCCUUAGGAGAACGGGGUCUUCAAGGUUUUGCUGGUCGACCAGGAAACCCGGGAGCUGCAGGUCCAGCUGGUCCUGCAGGAGAAACCGGAGACACUGUUCUGGUUGGAGGACCUCAGGGCGAAAAGGGCAACAAAGGAGAGCAAGGCGAUCGUGGACCAAAGUGGAAUCCAGGGAGAAAAGGGUCUGAAGGUCAGGACGGUCCCGCAGGAGAACAGGCCUCAGAGGAGAGCCGGGAAAGCGGCUCGACUGUUUCCCUGGAGCUCGCGGCCCGGUGA